GUUCAAACGUGCGUUCACGCCUGAAGCAAAACUGCUCCCAGUCUCUGGAGUUUUACUACCGCCGAUGAAACAAUGAUCACGCCAAAUAGCGCACACUGCGUUAUAAGCCCGUCUUCCACGCUAAUAACGAGGCGCGGAGAGAGAUAGAAAUAAAUAUACAGUACUAAAUAUACACAGAGAGAGAGAAGGAGAGAAAGAAAGAAAGAAAGAAAGAGAGGGAGGGAGGAUCUUCAGCCUGAGACGCUCCGUUGUUUGAGUUGUUCUGUUUAGAUCUCAGGAGCUUUGGACUUGUUUUUUUUUUGCUCUUGAACUCAAGCCCACAAGAAGCCCACAGCAAGGUACAGUGAACAGACAUUUGUCAGAUGCACAGCCGAAUGACGAGGUAGCUAGGAUUGCUGGAACCUUGUUGUGGAGACAGGAUACAAGAACACUGAGUGCAUAUUCGGUUUGAGUGUGUUGUGCUGAAGGAGGAAAAGCGAGGAUUUGAGGUGCUCAAAGUUUCCUAGACGAAACGUGAGGCGAUGAGGAUGAGGAGCAGCGUAGCGUGGCUGUCCUGCCUUCACCUGCUCUAUGCAGUGUCCACACUUAGGGCUAAUCCUUUGAUGCCUCCUCUGGAGCGGGACAUAUCUCCGAGAACUACUGUCCUUUUCAAGGGGGCUUUGGGAUGCAGACGCUUCAGUGGCUCUGCUCUAAACUACAGCACCCUGCUGUUGGAGGAGGAGCCAGGGUUGCUGUAUGUGGGAGCUAGAGGAGCAUUGUUUGCCCUACAGGCAUCUAAUAUCUCCAGCUACAGUCAAACAAUUGACUGGGAGGCGCCUGAAGACCAGAAGCAGCUCUGUCUGAACAAAGGGAAAGAUAACAAGACGGAAUGUUUUAACCACAUUCGAUUCCUGCAGAGAUUCAACAGCACCCACUUGUAUACUUGUGGAACUCAUGCUUUUAGCCCACUGUGUGCAUAUAUUGAUAGUAGGGACUUUAAAAUGUAUCCUGUGUUUGAGGAGGGUCGAGAAAGGUGCCCUUAUGACCCUGCUAAAGGUUAUACAGGCCUGCUUAUUGAGGGCCAAAUGUACACCGCUUCUCAGUAUGAGUUCUGGAGUUCUCCAGAUAUUCGUAGGAACUCCCCGAACCCCACACUGAAAACAGAGGAAGCCCCGACUCGCUGGCUUUAUGAGGCUGAUUUUGUGGAGUCAGUGCUGGUGAAGGAGAGUGUGAAUAGCUCUGUCGGAGAUGAUGAUAAAAUCUAUUUCUUCUUUACGGAGAAGAGUCAGGAACACAGUCUGUUCUCCAGCUACAGCAGGGUCGCUCGGGUGGCACGUGUGUGUAAGAGUGACAGAGGAGGUCUCCUGACCCUGCAAAAAAAGUGGACGUCCUUCCUGAAGGCUCGGCUGGUUUGCUCACUGCCGGACUAUGAGUUCCACUUCAAUGUUUUACGCAGCAUGUUUGUGCUGGAAGGCCCCACGGCUGAGGACACGAUGCUGUACGGCAUUUUUGGCUUGGAAUGGAAAAACGUCAAAGCUUCGGCCAUCUGCCGCUACUCAAUCAAAGACGUCCAGCAGGUCUUUGAAGGGCCCUACAUGGAAAACCAGGAAGACGCUGGCACCAAACUGACUGAAUACACGGGGAAGGUGCCUGAUCCGAGACCUGGCUCGUGCAUAACAGAUCGACUGAGGGAAAGAGGCAUCAACUUCUCCACUGACCUGCCAGACGAUGUGCUGCAUUUCGUACGCCGUCAUCCGCUAAUGUCUCGGCAGAUUUUCCCUCUAGGACAACGCCCCCUGCUGUUUCGGAGGACUGUGGACUACACCAAAAUAGUAGUUCACAAAGUGACUGCUCUAGAUGGCCAGAUAUACCACAUGCUCUUUAUCGGGACAGAUCAAGGUUGGCUUCAGAGAGGAGUAGAAGUUAAAGGUCAGCUUCACAUUAUUGAAGAGCUGCAACUGUUUGAAGAUCCACAACCUGUGGACAGCAUAGUCAUCUCUCAGAAACAGAUGAGUGUGUAUGUAGGCUGUCCCUCUGGUGUUGUGCAGCUGCCCUUGUCCACAUGUCACAAAUAUACCUCCUGCUUUGAUUGCGUCUUAGCACGAGACCCUUUCUGUGCUUGGGAUGGGGCUGAAUGUGUGGAGAUUACCUCACACACAAACAGAUUCAAUCUGACUCAAGACAUCCUUAAUGGGAAUGGAGGCUGUGAAAAAUCUGCAGCAGAUGAGCUGUCGCUCCAUCGCAUUCGCUCAGUGAUGGCUGGAGAUGACGUCCUUCUGCAAUGCGAGCUCAGCUCUAAUCUCGCAACCCCACAGUGGACAAGGAAUAAGCAGCAGCUGCACGGCAAUGGGCAGAACUCGGGCUAUCGCAUUGGCACUGAUGGUUUGCUAGUGAUUGAGGCAAGACCAGAGCAGAGUGGAAACUAUAGCUGCUUCGCCCUGGAGAAUGGCAUCCGCAUCCAUGUAGUGAUCUACACUUUGAUUGUGCACAAUUACCUACUGCCGCCACCCCACUCAACCAAACACCCCGACAGCAGCAAUCUAUCACCACAGCUGCCCAAUCCCCUACCCCCAGAGUUCCAGUCCAUGAGGAACAUAGAGGCCAUGUACAUAUCUCUGAUCUCCAUCCUUGGUGGAUUGUGCCUGGUCCUGACUGUUGUGCUGCUGUAUGUGGGUUUUUGUGUGCAAAGAAAACGGGGGAAGUACUCGCUCCGGACCGCAACCCAAACUGAGAGGAAGAGGAAGAGGAAUGACCGCAUGGAGCUGAAGACUAUUUCCAGUCACUGCAACGGGAAAGCAAACACCGACGGACUGCUCCAGAUUGUUCCCGGAGAGGCCCAUGUUUCCUCCAAUAAAGAGCUUCCGCCUGCACCCCCACUUCCUCCACCUUUACCAAACUCUGAGUUGGAUUACACCAAUGGGUUCUCAGCAACACUGCCGAGCGUCUUACGCAAAAUGAAUGGAAAUAGUUACGUGUUACUCAGACAAACUGAUGGAGACAUGACAUCUCCACUGUACUACUCUUUCACAGAGGAGCUCAACCGGACUCUGGAAAAAAGGAAGCACACACAGCUGUGUAGCAAACCUGAUGAGAGUUCAGUAUAACACUUUCGAAAAACAAUACCUGUUUAAAGGUCAGAAAGGAUAUUGUUUCAGCUACAGUCUCUAUUGCAUACAAACUGAAAUGGAUAAUAGGCUGACUGAAAAAAAUAUUCUGUUUCCUAUUUUCUUGUCUAGUGACAUUUUUUUUUUAUCCACCUCUUAUUUUGAAGAGAAUGGAUUCACUGAACAUGAAAAAACAAAAACAAGAACAGAACAAAAGCAGUGACACAAACACAUGAUGUGUAAUCUACCUCGGAAGAUUGUUGCUAUAAUAAUAGCACUGUGUUCCACUGGGAGUGUGAGAUGGGAGUUGGUGAGGAACAGAAGGUACUUCAGCACAAAAGUUUGCCUGUGGGGUGGCAACAUGAAAGCUUCACAUAAAAUACAGAGGAAACUGUGUGGACAGGAAUUGUUUGUUUCGUUGGUAUAAGAAACUGCAGGCUGGAGUCUAAUAAUUUCCGGAAAAAAAACUAUAAUCUGGAUGUGGCUGCUUUUGAGCAAUACUGCUGAACUGCACUAAAUGUUUAUAUUUUCUAUUGAGAUAAUCUGCUAUUUAUGUCACCUAUGUCUACACUGAUGACUCAACUAAUUUGCAUUUAAUGCACCUAUGAACACUGAAAGACACUAACAACAAAUUUUGUUUUUGUAGCUUGCUGUUUGAGGGAGAAACCACAAGAAUUGAUCGUAUUAACUACCGGGGUGCACUUUAAAAGCAAAAGACAUUUGGUGUAAAUGAUGCUUGUUUUGCAAGAGAUUGAGUGUUCUGUAUAUAGCAGAAUGGAAUUCCUGUUUGUGUAGGAUAAAAAUCAAGGAUUUUUCACAAAUUCAUCACCAUUGCUGAGUCAGAGUCAAGUGCUUUACUAACCACUACAUGAAUUUACAUGUUUUUUUUGUUUUGUUAAAGAAGACAAUAAUAAGACAUCCCACAACUCCUAAGCCAAAAAAAAGUUAAUUGUAAACUGCAAUUUUUCUGCGGUUCAGAGCCAUUAUGUGUUAGCUUAUGAGCAGGUGUUGGUGCAAAUUAGAACAAACCUGUAAUGACAAACUGGACUCCAUGCACAGGAAUUAUUAGUAUUUCAAAUUGCUGAUAAACAAAAACUUGGACCACGAUUCUGCACUAAUCAGAGAGAGAUAGGAGCAGCUCUAUAUUUCUGAGGAAAUGCACAGAUUGCAGUAAUGCUAAGAUGAAAACAGCAAGGCAAUAAGAUCAGGACACAGCUUUUUUUUUUUUAUCCCCCACCCCCUUUUUUUAUCUUCAGCAUGUAUGACUUUAUCUUUAAAGUGUAUUAAAUCCAACAUCAAUUAUUCCUCUAAACAUCUCCUGUUUUCUCCUUCUAUCAGACCCCCCAACACUCCUGAUCUCUCCCUUAAAGCUCACAUCUCACAACUUAUCUCUCAAAUUGCUCUUAUUUUCUUCCAAUGCUGUGAUGACAGGAACAGAUGUGUGCAUGCACUACACUCCUUCUGAGGACAAUGAGAUCACAUGCUGGUUGUUCAGGCACCACAUUUGACAUCCCCCAGGUCCAGUUUAGUUGUGUGAAAGAUGUGUGAGAUUGCAUCUAGCAUGCCAGGACAUGACUGUAUCGUAAAUGUGGUCUUAAUUUAAACCAAAGGCAGUAGAAACCAAGGCACAUUAAAGGAAAAAAAAAAAAAAAAGAAAGAGGCAGAAAAAAGAGAGGAAGAAAAAAAAAAAGGAAAUAGAGCAAUUUAACCGUAGUUUGUUAAUAAUCUGGAACAGUGUUAAAGGAAAUGUGAACAGUGAGUGGAUAUUCCCAAAGCAUUUACUUUAACAUAUUCUGAGCACGAUGUAUAAUAUAAUCCAUCUUUGAUUAUUUUUAAAUUAUAUAUAUAAUCUGCUUUGCAGGUUUGAAAAUCAGCUCGCUGCAGGCUCAUGCUUUGCCACAAUAGAGGGAUAAUCUGCUAAGCCAGUGUAAAAGUAGUGGUGCACUUAAAACAAUAAACAUUCAGCAUCAAGUGAUAACUUUAUCCACACUAGAUAAGUGUUUUUAAAUAAUUGAGUGAAAAUAUUCAGUUCUUCAUCUUUGUACUACAAUGCCUGCCUGAGUUUACAAAAGUGGUCGGAGUAAAGCAGUUUUAUCUGUCGGAUCUUUGCCCGUUAUCCUUUUGCAGUGGAUGUUCAACAUGAGUCACUGUUUAUAAAAAAUUUUCUUUUAUAUAUCAUUAUUUAUUUUAUUAAACAUUUGUGCAAGCAAAUAUAUAUAUACAUGUCUAAAGGUGUUUUAUUUAUUUUUUUAUUUAAGAAAAACUAUUAAUCCUAGUAUCAGGUGUUCUCUUUAUUAUGAAUGAAACAAGACAUUAAUCAAAUGCAAAGUGUACAUUAAAUAUUCAGAUUUUUAUUACUAUUUCAGGCUCGCUUGAGAAAAUAGUUAUAUGCCUUGUCAGUGGUAAGCAGAAGUGUAGAGAAAUUACAGUCAGGGUGUAAAGUUCUGACAUGCUCUUGUGCUCUCUCUGUGGGAAACACUCAAUCACCCAGAGCUAUGUGUGUCCAGACAGGCCUGCACUCAACUUCACAGGCUAAAUAUGGACGUGAAUGUGACUCCAGAGAGAACCCAGAGCAGUGCUUUGUGUUUUAGCACUGAAAACGCAAUUAACAUGGUGAGAGCCGACGGAUGUGAAAAUUAAAUUAAGUAAUAUUUACCUUUUUUUCUCAGUAAAUCCUAAUCACAUCUCUGACACCUCCAAAAGUCUCUUCUUGUUUAUUAGGGGAAAACUCAUAAAUGUCUGUUUAGCAAUAAAUGUCAGCAAUGUUUUGGAAUUUUCCGAAAAUGCUCUCUGCCAGAAAUGAGUUCUGCCAUGCAUUUCUUGUGCAAGAAUGAUUAAUUUUGUUGCUCUUAAUUAUUUUCCUGCUCACAACUUUGUCAGUAGUAAACAGAGAGUUAAGAACACAAUCUAGAAUUUUUAAGGAAAAGGUGCUGGAAGAUCUUGUUCUGCCUGUUUAGUGUUUUGUAGUCAUGCUGUAUUGGAUUUGUUUACUGCCAAAUUGCUGCAGGGAGAAAUACACACUCAAUACAUUUCCCUUAACACAACUGCUCCUCUGCAUAACAGGUUUGUUUCCAGCAUGCUAAUGUGUGCUGUGUAUGUGUGCAUAUCUUAAAUGUAAAAAUCCCGGGUAUAUGUUUAAAAAUAAACAUUUUUACCAGCAGAUUUUAAGAUGGAAAGCAAAUGACGAAUUAAUUAUUUCUCUUUUGCAUCAUUUUUUAAAUUUUUAUCAGACACACCUCACUGCUGAAUCUGUGCACAUUCUGAGACUUGAGCUAGGAGGAUUAUGUAAGACCAGAAGUUCUACACCAUAUUACACCAUCACACUGCACCACACUCUCACCAUCCUCUGAGACCCAGACAGAAAAAGGCUGAUGGUCUGCGUCACUGAAACCAUAGUGAAAUUGAUGGUAAAUAAGCCAUAGGUUGUGCUUGUGUAAAAGGUUAUGACUAUCUAAGCUCAUAAAUACUCAGGAUUACCUAAUUAGAAAAGGGAUGCUUAAUUAUCACCUGUGGUACCUGUGUAGUGUGACUCAUUAAUUGUAAUUAUAGAGUCACAUUUAGCACGACAGGCUCAGUCACAACAAACAUCAAUCUUGUGCUGUCGCAUUGUCAUUCAAGCCUAUGACUUAUAGAAGGGUGUGUGCUAUAUUUUCCUGGCAGUGUUUCAAAAAAACUAGCUUUAAACAAAGGUUGCAAAAUCUGAGCUGUGUGUGAAGAUGCAGUGCACAGAGCGUCCGAAAACAGGGUCUCUCUCUCUCUCUCUCUCUCUCUCUCUCUCUCUCUCUCUCUUUCUCUCUGUCUCUCUCUUAUCCUCGCUUUUUUCUCAUUUGUCUAAAAUGUUGUUCAUACUUACAAACUAUAAAUGGUGGACAAAUUACAAUUUCAUUAAUUAUGUCACUGGGCAAGUGACAUCUCCAUCGCUGCCAAGUCUUAUCUGUUGUUUUCCUUGAAAACAAACUGAUUACUUAUCAUUUAAUAAUGUCUGACCAGUUAAUGAAGUCUGACAAAAUGACUCACAAAAGUGUACACAAUAACCUCUUCAAAGUUUCUAAUGUAGCACAUUGUAUUUGUAUCCUCAGCAAGAAUAAACAAGUUGUUGUCCAGUAA
This is a messenger RNA of Silurus meridionalis, 7190 nucleotides long. RefSeq names its product sema domain, immunoglobulin domain (Ig), transmembrane domain (TM) and short cytoplasmic domain, (semaphorin) 4Ga (gene sema4ga). Lineage: Eukaryota; Metazoa; Chordata; Actinopteri; Siluriformes; Siluridae. Gene Ontology annotation, molecular function: chemorepellent activity; semaphorin receptor binding. Gene Ontology annotation, biological process: negative regulation of axon extension involved in axon guidance; semaphorin-plexin signaling pathway; negative chemotaxis. The record is from RefSeq and is a predicted model, not a curated record.